AUGUCAACCGAAGAAGAUCUCCGAGAACAACUUCGCAGAGCUCUUGAGGAAGUUGAAGAAGCCAAGCGAGACUGUGAAAUCGCCACGCAACAGGCUCAUGAUGCUGAAAAACAUGCCCUUGAAAUCGCCGAGCAAGACCGUGAAAUCGCCGAGCGACAGGCUGAUGAUGCUGCAAAACAAGCUGAAAUCGCUAAGCAACGGUUUGAUGAUACUUUAAAACAUGCCCUUGAAAUUGCUGAGCGACAGGCUGUUGCCAACCGACAGGCUGAUGAUGCUAAAAAACGAGCUGAUAUUGCAGAACAGCACGAGCAGAAAACAACUCUUGCUGAGUAUCUUGAUCUUUGCCAUACCCAUAUUUUCCGAUCAAUAUCUGUUCAAACCAAAAAACCUCUCACAACUCAAGGAGGUGUCACAAGUCCAAAGGGCAAAUUGCGCCCAAAUCGACUUCGUCCAUGGAUUGAUUUUCUUUCGACCCAACAACAUACACAAGAGCAACUUCAAUUGAUAUAUACAGAUCAUAAUAAGAAAAGAAGCUUUGGAAGCUCAUCCUUUAUGAAAGGGCUUGGAGACAGAGUGGCAUUAAUAAAGAUAGCCACUGAGAGAGAUCUUGCCUAUAUUCAAAGCGAAAUCAUUGAGGAACCUGUUGCUUUGAUUAUCGGCCAUCUAAAGUCUCUCCAUUCUGUACGAAGCGAAUUUAACAUCGGUGAUGGGAUUUUCUUCGACAAUAAUCCUAAUACAUUGAGUGAUACAGAAGUGGAAGUUUCUCAACGACUUAAAAAUUUAGAACCGGUUACUCCAAAUCAUUCGACACCCUCAUUCAGCGGUUUACAAGCUGAUCAAAGAUGUGUUUAUACAACUGUGGAGGAUGGAAAUACACUUCGAAAUCUUGCUUUUGUAGUAGAACACAAAGCCCCUCACAAGCUCAAUCUUGCUAGUCUUCGCUUUGGCCUUCGAGAGAUGGACAUUAAAUCUGUCAUCGAUAGUUCGCCCCCAGCUACGCCAGCUAAAGUUAAGGGCAUUGAUAACCCAGAACUUUUUCAAUACCAUGCUGAUCGAUUAGUGGCAUCUGCAAUAACACAGACAUUUUCAUAUAUGAUUCAAGCAGGAAUGCAAUAUGCAUAUAUUACUACAGGCAUAGCCUUUGUUUUUCUUCACAUUCGACUCGAUGAUCCAGGAACCAUUUACUAUUAUUUAGUCGAACCAGGAAAUGAUGUAUUAGCACAAAAAGAAGCAGGUCAAAAAUUUGUGCAUCGUACAGCAGCCAGCCAGGUUUUGGCAUUUACCUUGCUAGCAUUGGAGUCGGAGGCAGGCAAUCAAAAGUGGAUCGAGGAUGCAAUAAACAUGCUCGAUAUCUGGAAAGUGGAUUAUGAGGCUAUUCUUCACGAAAUACCUGAUAGCGUACGAACAGCUCCACCAAGUUCGGAAUAUCGUCCAAAAACGUAUGUCCCGGCUGAGCAGUUCACCAUGGACCUUCGAAACAAAUCUGCCAACAGCACAUGCCGCCCUUAUACGUCCUCUAUCGACAAGGAUGAUCCGGAGUCUCCUGAUGCAUACGACCACGAGUCUCCUGAUACGCCUACUCGCUCCACGAAACGUCACAAUCAAAGUCGAAAGGAUGGUUCUAAAAACGCAAAUACUUCUGGAGAUGAAGCUCAAAGACGAUCUUUCUGUACACAACGUUGCUUACUUGGACUUGCGGAAAGGGGGAAUUUAGAUACGUCUUGCCCUAAUAUAUUGGAUCAUUACAAGACAAAUCACAGAAGCAAUCAACAUCAACUCAAUCGUGAAACAUUUCUCUCUCUUCUACAUCAACAGCUUGAACAAAAUCGAGAUGACGAUUGUUAUCCAUUGGGGAUACAAGGAGCUCGCGGCGCUUUGUUCAAAAUCACUUUAACAUCACAUGGCUAUACCGUAGUAGCAAAAGGAACUGUGAGAGCCUUUGCAAAAGAUCUUCGACACGAAUGCAAGAUAUAUGAACAUUUGAAAAAGAUUCAAGGUGUUUACAUACCAAUCUGUUUUGGAAGCAUAAAUCUUAUUCAUCCAUAUCAUUAUGAUAUUGGAGUCCAAAUAGUACAUAUGAUGAUUCUCUCAUGGGCCGGAGAAAGAUGGGACAAAUGCAAGGUUGUGAAAGAGAUGAGUCAGGAGUGUGUGAAUACCAUGGUGAUGCAAACAAUUCAACAAAUCCAUCAUGCUGGAAUAUUGCAUAGGGAUCUGCGGGCACCUAAUGUAUUUUGGAAUGCGGAGAUGAAACGGGUCAUGUUGAUUGACUUUGAGAGGUCGGAAAUUAUCCAAGCAGUAUCAAGCGAAAAGAGCGAUGAUAGUUCUAUCAUGUUGAAGUCUCAAGUGAGAGACCGAUUUGAAGAUGAAUUAUCAGUUGCAGAAUGGAAUUUGACCAGGAGAUAA
Molecule: messenger RNA, 2403 nt
Organism: Sclerotinia borealis F-4128
Lineage: Eukaryota; Fungi; Ascomycota; Leotiomycetes; Helotiales; Sclerotiniaceae
Source: the annotation of a GenBank genome assembly